AUGACGGGUAUUUUGGGAAUUGCAAGCUACAUUGGUAUACCGCUCUCUGUGGAUUCUCUUACUACAAAGCGCACAAGGUUGACAUUUGCAAGGGAUCAACCUUGGGUUAUUCUUGGUGACUUUAAUUGUUGCAGAUUUGAAACUGAAAAAGCUACUGGCUCUCUAUUAACUGAUAGUAGAUUGGGGGAGCUGAAUAAUAUGGUUUUUUAUUAUGGUGUUCAAGACCUUUCUUUGGUUGGCCUUUUCUAUACAUGGUUUAUCCAAAGGGUUGACAACCCUAUUCACAUCAAACUUGAUAGAAUUAUUGUUAACUCUAUUUUAUUGGAUUGCUGGCCUUCUACUUAUUACAAAAUUGAUACUCCAUUAGGCUCUGACCAUUCUCCCUUAAUCUUCAAACCUUCCCAUGACAAACCUAUAUCUGCUAGGUUUAUGUUCAAAAAUUAUUGGAUCAAUAUGGAAGGUUUUUGGGAUGAUGUUUUUUCAGCAUUUUCUAUUAGGACUCCUAGAUUUCCGUUUGCUUCAUUCUACCAUAGUUUGAACUGUCUUAAAAGGAUCUUGAAGAACAAAAAUUGGGCUUCAUCUUACUUUCUCUCUAGUUCUAUUCUGGAACUUAAAAACAAACAACAUAAUUUCCUUUUAGAGAUUGAAGCUCAUCCUUUAUGUGGGGAGCUCAACCAUGACUUGAAGUGUAUUAAUGAAAAUCUUGCUUCUUUGCGAUCUUCUUGGUCCUCCUGGAUAUUUCAAAGAGCUAAAGCUUUAUGGUUUACUCAUGGUGAAGAUGAUAUUGGCUUCCUUUAUGCCAAACUUAGAAAACUCUAUAAUGCUCCUCGAGCUACUCUUGAAUUGCCUUUACAAAUUCCUUCUGGUAAGAUGGUUCAUCCUCAUCUUCACAAUAUGAAAACUUGGCAUAUUAUUGGUACACAAGUGUUUAAUGAUGCUAAAAAUUAUUUCUCUUCUGGUUCUCUUCCUAAAGAGGUAAAGGCCACUGCAAUUACAUUGAUUCCAAAAUGCUCUCAUGCUUCUAACAUUAAUGAUUUUAGGCCUAUUUCUCUUUGCAAUGUUUUUUAUAAAACUAUGGCAAAAAUGAGUGCAAAUCGGCUUAAAAUUGUUCUUCCUCUUAUUAUUCAUGAAAGCCAAUCGGGCUUUAUCUCUAAUAGAUGCUCUACGGAUAAUAUUAUUCUGGCCUCUGAGAUCCUUAGAGAAUUCAAGGGUUCUCAUAAAAGUUUUUGUGCAAAGCUUGAUAUUAAUAAGGCUUUUGAUUCUGUUUCAAGAGAAUUUCUGAUCGUUAGACUUCUUCAAAAGGGUUUUCCUGAAGUUUUUGUAUCUUGGAUUAAAGGUUGUAUUUCUGAUAUGCAUUUCUCUAUUUGUUUGAAUGGCUCUCUUGAGGGGUUUUUUAAUUCCUCGUCUGGCCUCCAGCAAGGAUGCCCCCUCUCUCCCUUAUUAUUUUGUAUUAUUGUGGAUGUGCUAUCUAAUAUUCUCCACAGCACUUCUAAUGCUAUUUAUUUCAAGGGUAUUACUUGUAAAGAGAACUACAUUAAUCACCUGAUAUAUGCUGAUGAUCUCCUAGUUUUUGGAGUUGUUUCCUGA
Dendrobium catenatum is the source of this 1587-nucleotide messenger RNA. RefSeq lists its product as uncharacterized. The transcript has 4 exons. Bases 1 to 1587 code for a protein of 528 amino acids. NCBI's taxonomy places the organism in Eukaryota, Viridiplantae, Streptophyta, Magnoliopsida, Asparagales, Orchidaceae. The record is from RefSeq and is a predicted model, not a curated record.